AGAGGUUUAAAACUGAUAACAGUUGCGAGCUGAGCUCUGUACAGCUCAAUGUCUCUGUAGAAAUAACUCAGGACCGCAUCAGCCUCUGUCAUCCCAUUUUAUUGACUUUUUCAUUAAUGUCAAUACAUUUUUACGAUGGCAGUUUUUGAAGAAAGCCUUAAGAUGUUUGUCUCCGCUCUGCUGAUUCUCGCCAGUUGGGGAUCGUUCGGCCCCGUUUCAGGGUCUCCCGCUGAGAAGGAAGCGUACAGGGCUGUGCUCAGCAUCGUAGCUCCAGGACAGCAGCAUCUGAACAGGGAGUCCCUCGGAUCCGUCUUUAAUACGCUGGAGAAACGUGUGCAGUGUGGUGAAGUGUCGUGUGAAAAGUGUGAUCUAACGGAGGCGUUUCACCAGCUGACAGAGGAUCACUCCACUCAUACAGAGGAGCAAACUGGCAGUAAAAGCGCAAACGUCAGUGCGUCUCAGUUCACCGCUCUCGCCGCUGGAUGCGUCCUCUACCUCUCAUCUCCUGGCCUGGUCUGCACCGCAGCGAGACAGGGGACAUGGGGACAGGAGGUCCAACAUUUCCUACAUAAAAUAGCACAUGAGGAUCACCGUGAGCGGCCGCAUGAAGAGAGCGAGCAGCACCAGGACCAUGAGCACGUGCACAUUGGUGUUCAUGGGUUGAAGGUCCUGCUUCAAGAGCUUCAAGACCACUAUGAGCCUUCACACAGAGAGAGCUGCGUAACAGCAAGUGACCUCACGACGGAGGUGGAUGCAUCAUCAGCAGACCAGGAAGUGGGUCCAGUUUUGGGCCGCAUCCUGUAUCACGCCCUGCGAGGUCACUGCUUCAUUAGCACCGCCGUCCGCCACGCAUCCCUACCUGAGGAGAGCUUCUUCCUGGACUUCAUCAUGGAGCGUCUGGGGUCGACUAACUUCACUGUCUGGGAUUUGGAGGCUCUCAUGACAAGUCUGCAUAUCGGACCCGACCACGAACACCAUGUGGACGAACACGCUGAUCACGAUCACAGUGGUUUAAGGCGGAGGAGGAGGGGCGGCCCCGAACAUCACGAGAGGAGUGGAGGAAACGCCACCUGGGACCAGUUCUGCGCCUCAGGUGAGGAACUGCUACUGAUCUACGGUCUGGCGGACAACAGCUCGGUCUCCUCUGGCCUGAGUCGGACAGACUUUGCUCGGCUCAGCCCUGCACUCGUACAGCAGAUCCUGAGCGGAGCGUGCGCAGGCGUCACAGAACCGCCGACACCGGAUGGGCUCACCGAGACAGAGAAAUACAUCUAUGCCACCAUUGCCAAUGUGUUGAUAACCCUCACAUCCAUGUUUGGCAUUGUAGUGCUGCUGUGUACCUCUUGCACCAGUGUGUUCCAGAAUUGUAUCCAGUUCUGCAUCAGCCUGGCUGUAGGUUCACUGACUGGAGAUGCCUUACUGCACCUGGUACCCAUGUUUUUAGAUUUGCAUGUGCACUCAGACAAAACGGACAGCCACAAUCACUCGCUUGAUGCUGCACACGAAGAAACUCCAGACUACAUUUACAAGAUGUUGGUACUGAUUGGCGGUAUCUACUUAUUUUAUCUGAUGGAAACAAUCUUCUCUCUGGUUGCAUACAAAGAUAAUCACCAUCAUCAACAUCAUCAUGGGGAAGAAUCCGAGCCUCACCACUGUGACCAUGGGAGGGUUUUAGAGAUGUAUGGACAGGAGAGGAAACAAAAAGACAAGUCACAUUCAGCCUCAAAAGCAGACCUGGUUAGUGAUUACGACGAUGAGAAAUCUCUUUCAGAGCCAAAAGAGUUCACGAAAGAGCAGCGCCUGCUGCCUUACAUGAUAACAAUCGGAGACGGCAUCCACAACUUUGCAGACGGCUUAGCGAUGGGCGCAGCUUUCUCCCUGUCGUGGAAGUCUGGUCUGGCCACAUCAAUAGCCGUCCUCUGCCAUGAACUACCACACGAACUGGGCGAUUUUGCCAUUCUGCUCAACAGCGGCUUGUCGGUGCGCAAGGCGCUGCUCCUGAACGUGGGCAGUGCCAUGACCUCCUUCGUCGGCCUGUACAUCGCUCUGUCCGUCGCCACGGACCUCGCCACCAAACAGUGGAUAGCUGCCGUUUCCGCGGGACUCUUCCUGUACAUCGGACUAGCUGACAUGCUCCCCACCAUGGUCCACAUCAGAAACAAGAAACCCUGGCUGGUGUUUCUGCUGCAGAACCUCGGCCUUCUGACCGGGUGGGGUGUUUUGUUGCUGCUGUCCCUCUACGAAGAGAGGAUCAGCUUUUAAAAACAGAGGCGUCAGUCUAAAUUGCUUAAUCUGACUCGUGAUGUUGUCUAUGAAGAUUGUGGAAUCUUUGAACUCUCACAGUAACAUUACUGGACGUUUAUGGGCAUUCGUCAUGAAUGACCCUGGUGAGAGCCCCUCUGUCACAUAACUUAUCCACUCUGAUAAAUUAAACACAAAUAUGUGUCAGCUUUUAAUAACAGAGGCGUCAGUCUAAAUUGCUUAAUCUGACUCGUGAUGUUGUCUAUGAAGAUUGUGGAAUCUUUGAACGCUCACAGUGACCUUACUGGGCGUUUAUGGGCAUUCGUCACGAAUGACCCUGGUGAGAGCCCGUCUGUCACAUAACUUAUCCACUCUGAUAAAUUAAACACAAAUAUGUGCCACCCAAAACCACUGAGCUGAUAUUAAAGUCCUCUGACAUUCUCCUGCACACUGUAAAUAAUACAAUUUGGCAAAAGGAAGGAUUCCAUGCAGAACCUCUGUGGUGGACCGCAGCAGAGGUCUUAUAAAACUAGAAUCUCAUUGUACAAAUCAGAGUUUUUCAAAAAUAAAACAUUAAUCAUUCAUGUUUUGGUUAAAGCAAAUAUGAAAAAAAUUGGUUCUGAUUCUCCGUUGGGUUUUUGUCAGCAUUAAUAAAAUGCAAAAAUGACAAUACAUUUCUUAAUACAAGUAUUGUUCUCUUCUCGAGUCUAUAAGAGUGUUUACAUCCAAUACUUGUAAUACACCUUUGUACAGUUAUUUGUUAUGCUUUUAAUUAAAAGUGCUGAUAAGAAAAAUACUUUUUUUUUGGUGAAUUAAUUUUAAAAAGAAGCUAAACGCAUGUUUGAGUUUAUAGCAUUGAAAAUUGCACUGCACAAAUGUUGAAGGUACAGUUAAUAUAAAAGUAUGUGUUAAUAUAUGUUGGCUUGAAAUAAACAUGUUAGUCUACCUAGUUUGGAAAAUUGAAAGCAUUUUCAAAACCUAUUAAUGUGGAUUUGUGGAUGAAUUUAACAGUGGGUAUUUGUUUCAAUGUGAUCACUAAUCAGCAGUUCAGCCUAAAGACUGAUUUGCUGAAUGUACCAUAGUUCCUUAAUCCUCAUGUGAAUAAAGCGAGAAGCAGUGGAAGCAG
Messenger RNA from Gasterosteus aculeatus aculeatus (three-spined stickleback), 3367 nucleotides. RefSeq names its product solute carrier family 39 member 4 (gene slc39a4). Gene Ontology annotation, biological process: intracellular monoatomic cation homeostasis; zinc ion import across plasma membrane. Gene Ontology annotation, molecular function: zinc ion transmembrane transporter activity; monoatomic cation:bicarbonate symporter activity. The record is from RefSeq and is a predicted model, not a curated record. NCBI's taxonomy places the organism in Eukaryota, Metazoa, Chordata, Actinopteri, Perciformes, Gasterosteidae. Gene Ontology annotation, cellular component: plasma membrane.